This is a messenger RNA of Anolis sagrei ordinatus, 2285 nucleotides long. It is a transcript of the gene DLX6, whose product is annotated as distal-less homeobox 6. Gene Ontology annotation, biological process: negative regulation of transcription by RNA polymerase II; cell differentiation; embryo development. Lineage: Eukaryota; Metazoa; Chordata; Lepidosauria; Squamata; Anolidae. The record is from RefSeq and is a predicted model, not a curated record. Gene Ontology annotation, molecular function: DNA-binding transcription factor activity, RNA polymerase II-specific; RNA polymerase II cis-regulatory region sequence-specific DNA binding.
UUCUGCCUUCCUGCCCCCCUCUUCCCUUCCUCCUUUCCCUUCCCCUCUCUCCUCUCUCUCCUUUCCCCGCUCUCCCUCCCCGGCUGCUCUCACACUCCUCCUCCCCUCCCUCAGUUAACAAGGCCCCUCUCCCCCUAUUGCUCGCGCGCUCCUCUCCUCUCCGCUCCGCCGCUGGCUCGCGCCUUUUCCUCCCCCCUCCCCUCCCCUCCCUUCUCUCUCUCUCUCUCUCUCUCGCUCACACACACACACCUUCAAACACACACACACACACACUGAAAAGAAGGAGAAGGGAGGAAUGUUUUGUGUUUUGUUGAAAAAAGAAAGAAUGUGAGAGAGAAGAGAGAGGAGGAAAAGAGGAAGCGGGGAAAGAAGAAAGAGGAGGAGGAGGAAGAGAAGAGGAACAGCAGCAGCAGCAGCAGAGGCACCAGGGAGGCACUUGGUGGCUGCCUCGCCCGCCUUGGAUGAUGACCAUGACUACGAUGGCGGAGGGGCUGGAGGCGCAGGACUCGUCCAAGUCCGCCUUCAUGGAGUUUGGGCAGCAGCAGCAGCAGCAGCAAACAACGGCGCCUCCGCAGCCUUCCGGGACACAAGCGCCCGGAGGCUCCUCUCAGCAGCAGCAGCAGCAGCAGCAACAACAAGCUCAGCCUCAGCAGCAGCAGCAACAGCAGCAACAGCAGCAGCAACAACAACCUCCUCCGCCGCAGAGCUCCCCGGCGUCGGCGAUGGCGGCGGGCGCUCACUACCCGCUCCACUGCCUCCACUCCACGCCACCGGCCUCGCACUCCCACCACUCGCACCACCAGCACCAUCCGCCGCACCCCACCCACCACCACCACCACCACCCGCACCACCACCACCACCACCACGCCGCGCCCUACUCCACGGCCGCGGCGGGGACGGGACCCGGAGGCGCCAACUCCUACAGCCACCGCUCGCUGGCCGCCGCCGCCGCCGCUGCCGCCGCCGCCUACCCCUACGUGGGCCACGCGCAACACAGCCCCUACCUCCAGCCCUACCACCAGGGCGGCGGAGCGGGCGGAGGAGGCGGAGGAGGGAGCGGAGGGGGAGUGGGCCAGGCCAGGCCCGACGACGCAGAUCAGCAAAAGACGACAGUCAUCGAAAACGGGGAGAUCAGAUUUAAUGGGAAGGGGAAGAAGAUCCGGAAGCCUCGCACCAUUUACUCCAGCCUCCAGCUGCAGGCUUUGAACCACCGUUUCCAACAGACCCAGUACCUGGCGCUUCCCGAGAGAGCAGAACUGGCAGCCUCACUAGGACUGACUCAGACACAGGUGAAGAUCUGGUUCCAGAACAAGCGCUCCAAGUUCAAGAAGCUGCUGAAGCAGGGCGGGAACCCCCACGAGAGCGACCCCCUGCCCGGCUCGGCCACCCUCUCCCCGCGCUCCCCGGGCCUGCCUCCUGUCUGGGACGUUUCGGCCUCUGCCAAAGGCGUCAACAUGCCUCCCAGCAGCUACAUGCCGGGCUAUUCUCACUGGUACUCUUCUCCACAUCAAGACACAAUGCAGAGACCGCAGAUGAUGUGAGCGGGCCAAGAGAAACACGCCGUUCCGGGAGCAGCCCGCCCGCCCGCCCGCCCGCCAGCCUGGCCCCGCCGAGAAAGAGGGAAAGAGAGAGGGCCGAUCGCGGGUUUGGGGGGCCCAUGGGGCGCUGUGCGGCCGAGGGAGACAGACUGGGGCUUGGCCUCCCCCUUCCCUUGAACCUCAGCGAUUGAUCUUGAACUGAGAGCCACAUCAGAUGCUCGCUUUGGGAUAUUUCUACCGCGACUCGGAGGCAACAACCCUCCCUAGGAGUAUAAAUCCAGGCGCAAAGCAAACAACAACAACAAUCCCAAAACAACCAGAAGUGGAGUGGACGGGAGGGUACACACUUUCCCCACCAGUCCACGCAGCAACAUUUUUAGGGCUUUUUUUUAAAGGAAACAAAAAGGCUGGAGGAGUCAGACGUGUCUAAUUCACUGAGGACCAUUGCAAGCAGCAGACUCCCUCCUGCUCCCUCCAAGUGGAACUGAUAACCGGCUGCGAAGACGAAUCCAAUCUGUCUCACUUUUUUCGAGGCUGUACAUUCCCUGACAUAACCCUGGCGCCUAGAAAUUGGCCAAGAAAUCCGCCUCCGCGCCUCCUAUUAUCAAAGUUCGGGGACUUUCGGACUAUAAAUCCCCAAAUCCCCCAAUCGCAUCUCCACCGGGUUGGAGAUUCUGGGAGUUGCCACCAUCACAUACACACAAAAUAACUUUCCUGAGUUUUUCCCAUUACGGGGAAAGAGCAAGA